Messenger RNA from Mercenaria mercenaria, 333 nucleotides. Its product is annotated as secreted acidic protein 1A-like. The transcript has 2 exons. Bases 1 to 333 code for a protein of 110 amino acids. NCBI's taxonomy places the organism in Eukaryota, Metazoa, Mollusca, Bivalvia, Venerida, Veneridae. The record is from RefSeq and is a predicted model, not a curated record.
AUGAUAGCUUUGACAGAUGCUGCAUCUCAGGAUGAAAAUGUAUAUUACCAAUUGUGUUACCGGCUAAAUCAUGGUUAUUAUUGUUAUGACGUUAUUGUUGUUGGUGAUGAUGGUGAUGGUGGUGGUAAUGAUGAUUAUAAUGUUUAUGAUGAUGGUGUUGGUGAUGAUCCUGAUGAAAGUGGUGCUGUAGGUGUUGAUAGUGUUUGUAAUAAAGAUGAUUGUCGUAAUGAUGAUGAUGAUGAUGAUAGUGCUACUGGUGAUAAAAAUGAAGAUUGUUGUGGUGUUUGUGAUGAUAGUGGUGCUGACGAUGGUGAUGAUAAUGACUCCAGUUGA